Molecule: messenger RNA, 465 nt
Organism: Suillus discolor
Lineage: Eukaryota; Fungi; Basidiomycota; Agaricomycetes; Boletales; Suillaceae
Product: CHAT domain-containing protein
Exons: 1
Coding region: 67-465 (132 amino acids)
Source: RefSeq, a predicted model, not a curated record
GCAACGGUCAAGGGUGCAUUUGACGCCCUGAACCAUAAGCAGUGGCUUCACCUGGCCUGCCAUGGAAUGUCUAAUCGACGACAACCAUUUGAAUCUUCCUUCGCAAUGCGUGAUGGGCCUUUGAUGAUCACGGCCAUCAUCCGAUCCAACUGGCAGAACCCGCAGUUUGCAUUCCUGUCGGCUUGCCAGACUACUGUGGGUGAUGAGAAGAGUCCAGAUGAAUCGAACCAUCUCGCUGCGGCAAUGCAAUUCUCCGGAUUUUGCGGUGUGAUUGGUUCCAUGUGGUCUGUCAAGGAUGAGGUCGCACGGGAGGUUGUAUCUGGUUUUUACGACACCCUGAUCGAUGAUUCAAGGAGAUUGGACUGCACGCGCGCUGCAAUGGCGUUGCACCAGGCUGUGAAGAAACUGCGAUGCAAUGAUAUUCCACUGGAACAGCAGAUUGUAUUUGUUCACUUAGGUGUGUAG